GGAGAGCAGAGAGCAGAGGAGCUCUUCCCCGAACCAGAUGCCGGUUGUGUGGGUGUCUGUGUGAAGUCACUAAUGUUUCACUGAAAAGUGUGGCAAUAAAAGCUGUAUUUUGCAAACCUGAUCUCUGUCCUGCCGUCCUCUGUGCUCCACCCUUCGUUAGAACUGUUACAGUGGUGCCGAAACCCGGGACACUGGAGCACAGCAGCCUAACAGCCCCAUGGAGUCCUCCCCGUUCGCCGAACUGGUCCACGCCCUCGCCACGGCCCAGCAAAGCCAGCACCAGGCGCUACUCACCCUCCAAAAGGAGCAAGAACAGCGGUUCGAGGCCCUGGUGUUGGCCCAACAAGAAGAUCGACAGGCGUUCCGGCACCUCCUCGCGUCGGCGGGGUCCACCAACGCUCCCACCGCGGGCCUGUCCCCCCUCACCCUAACAAAGAUGGGCCCGCAGGACGACCCCGAGGCAUUCAUCACAGUCUUUGAGCAAGUCGCAGAGACCUCAGGGUGGCCGAUGGAGCAGCGCACGACGCGCCUCCUCCCCCUGCUAACGGGAGAGGCACAGCUGGCCGCGCUACAGCGCCCCACCGACCACCGGCUGGCCUACACGGACCUUCGCCGGGCCAUCCUCCAGCGUGUGGGGCGCACCCCUGAACAGCAGCGUCAGCGCUUCCGCGCUUUGUGCUUGGAGGAAGUCGGCCGGCCGUUCGCGUUUGGCCAGCAACUCUGGGACGCCUGCUGGCGGUGGUUGAGGGCCGACAACCGCGACGCCGAGGGGAUCAUCGACCAGGUAGUGCUGGAGCAAUUCAUUGCACGCUUGCCAUCAGGUGUAGUGAUUCUGCCACUUACCUUCCCUGACUCCGCUCUCCUGUCACAGACUGGUGCUUGACCACGCCCCUGCUGCCACACUCAGCUACUCGUGUUUCUACACAGAUCUCAGCAUGCUUGGCAGCUUACCACGUGAAACUAAAUCCCAGCAAGUCUGAGCUUCUGUGCAUCCCUGGAGAUGCAUCCUCAUGUCAAGAUCUCAAUCUCCCUGGACAAAGCUGAUCUCACCAUCUGUCAUGUAACUUUGGGGCAACCAUGGACAUUCAACUUUCCUUCUUGCCUCAGUCAAGGAUUUCUACUGACAGUGGCCACUCAGGUGCUUGUUGAGUCUCUUGUCAUUUCAAGACUGGACUACUGCAACUUGCUCCUGGCAGGUCUGCCUGUGUGCGGAUGCAUCAUUCAACUUCUGCAACUCAUCCAGAAUGCCGCUGCAUGACUUGCUUUCGAGCUCCACAAGUUCUCCAAGACUACCCCGCUGUUAUACAUCCCCCAGGUGUGGCUUCCUGUAACUGCCCACAUUAGAUUUAAAACACUGAUGGACCAGUCCUCACCUACCUUAAAGCUCUGAUCAUACCCCACCACACUGCACUACACUACACUACCUCCAAUCCUCUCGCACUACUCGACUCGACCCACCAACCCUCAGGGUACAAGGAAGGCAUGUAUCAAGACUUCUCUGUUCUAGCACCCUAGAUGUCUGAAAAACUGAGUCACUAACUGUCUUCAGACCUACCUCAUCU
Molecule: messenger RNA, 1562 nt
Organism: Neoarius graeffei (lesser salmon catfish)
Lineage: Eukaryota; Metazoa; Chordata; Actinopteri; Siluriformes; Ariidae
Exons: 2
Coding region: 218-883 (221 amino acids)
Source: RefSeq, a predicted model, not a curated record